CUAUUAUGCAUUGCAUUCUUAUGAUAUAAACUUCAUGAUGCACAGUUAAUUUGUUUUWUAUUUAAAAUACAACAGUUAUAAGUUAUUUGAUUAACUUAUGGAGUUUAAACAGUAUUUCAAUCUUUGGAAAAAAUAUUAUUUAAAUAAUAAUAACUUUAAUCCAAAGAAGUAAAAACCAUUUAUUACAGUUGAACGAUAAUCAAAUUGGAUAAAUAUCUAUUAUUAAUCAAAUCCAAACAUUUAUGAACAAUGUGGUUGGAAUAUAUUUGGAUAGCAUUAACUGCUAUAGCUGCAAUAUCGAACAAUAGUGUAUCUCAUGCUCAGAGUCAAAACACUAAUGAAACCAAAAUAACAAAUCUUAGAAAUGAUAAGGUUCAGAAAUUACACGAUACUCCAUACACAGAAAAUAUUACAAAAAUUAUAAAUAAUGGAAACAAAAUUAAUACCCAAACAUUAUUUGGAGAUAUUAUUGCGAAUAGUAUGAACAACUUCUUACCUUUUUCUAACGUCAAUGAAAAUUGUACUAGAGAUGGACAACAAUACAUGAAUAAUUUAAAUAACCAAACAUUAUGGGCUGUUAAAAUGUACAGYUCUUCGUCAAAAUACCCUGGAUUCAUUGUAUUCGGCGAAGUCRACGAAUUGGGAUACUUUGACCAAUGCAUGCGCGUUUCAUCAAAACGACUUGGGAUUUAUGGAGCGUAUGCCAUAGCAAACAUACGAUUCCAUCUUUCAACAGACAACGAACCUUCUGAACCGCUCAACCAACUCGACAUAAUCAAAGCGGACCAAGAGCGAUUGAAAAGAGACGCGUCGGCAACAGUACCGAGAMACUUAUUAUGGGCGUUGUGUUUUCCGGACUCGUGUACCAACGAAGACAUACGAUUAUCCGUCGAUCGUGUGUUGAAAUCAGCUUUCCAAACGCGCAAUAUUAGCGUAAAUGUCGCAGUGCCGCCGUCAAUGUAUACAUCUAAGAGUACGACGCUGAAGUACACAAAUAUAGUUUUCAUCAUCUAUGGAAUAUUCAUCGUGGGCAUUGCAUUGAUGAUCGCCGGCACUUUAUACGAAUUAUUUGCAGAUCACUCGCAACCCGAAAAAUCUACUUUUUUCGGUAAAUUUUUACACUCUUACUCGAUGAUUACAAAUAUGAGAAACUUAACAGAAAAUCCAAAAACUAAAGACUUUGCUGUAACUAAUGGGCUUAAAACGAUGGGAAUAAUAUCCGUGAUAAUUGGUCAUAGAGUUGCUCUAAACUUAGGAAUCCUAUCCUUUGAUUCAGAACACUCAGACCACGUUUUCACCGAUUUUUGGUGGUCAUUUCUAAAGUCUCCAAUUGCAGUUGAGAUAUUUUUCAUAAUAAGCGGUUUUUUUACAUAUAUCCUGAUCGAAGAGCGUUUAAGAGGUGGAAAAUCAUUGAAAUUCAUUCAUUUGAUGAUUUAUCGAAUAAUCAGAAUUUUCCCAACGUAUAUUACUGUUAUUGUGAUAUUUGCAUUUGUUUUACCUUAUAUGGGUGAUGGCCCACUGUGGAAACUUAUUGUUUACCCUGAAGCUGAGUUUUGCCGGAAAAACUGGUGGACUAAUCUAUUGUUUAUAAACAACUACGUAAAUUCAAACGAAAUGUGUAUGAUACACGCGUGGUACUUGGCAUGUGACAUGCAUUUUUUCAUAAUUGGAGUUUUCUUGACCUAUAUUGUGUGGAGAUGGGAUAAAGCCGGUGUUUGUAUUUAUGGCGUUCUCUUCGCUGUAUCUAUUUACAUACCAGCAAAAUCAAUUAACGACGAUAAACAAUGGGGAGUAAUGCCAUACUUCUAUGGUAAUAUUAAAAAUAUCAGAACAACUGAACAUUUUCAAAGAAUUUACAUAAAGAGUCAUAACAGGAUCACAACAUACCUUAUUGGUCUCGCAGCCGCAUACAUAUACUUACGUAUCAAACAAUCCAAAUUAAAAUUUUCAGUGAAAAAUAGAACAAUAGGGUUUAUGAUAUGCSUAUUGUUACAUAUCGUCUGUUAUAUUGUGACCGGCUACUUWUAUUUACCGGGACUUGCAUACAAUCCAUUGAAUCAUAUAAUUUACUUCACGUUCCAGAGAAUUAUAUAUUCAUUGACGAUAUCGUACUUGCUAGUCGUCAGCUCAUUGUCUAAUUUUGGUUUUAUCAGCAGUUUUAUCGAGUGCAAACUUUUCGUCGUCAUAUCAAGACUAUCCUAUGUUCUGUAUCUGACACAUUUUAUUGUUCAGUUACAAAGUAUUGGUCAAAUCCGCCAACCAAAAUAUGGAAACUUUUGGAUAUUGUAUUGGGAAAUCAACGCCGAUUUAAUGACAGCUCUAUCAUACUCUAUAAUUUUUAAUCUAAUUGUUGAAGCACCAUGCAGAAAAAUAUUCAAAGAACUUAUCGGCAUAUUUAUAAAAGCUGAAAAAGAAUCGGACACUGCACGGUCAUGAUAUUCAGGAURGAAAUAAUGUCUUUAAACUACAACUUAAAUGCAGUUCUUGUAUUUUUUAAAGAAGCUUAAAAUAAGUAUAUAAACUAAAUACAUUUUCAAUAUUAUUUUGUAACAUCUCAGUAAAUGUUUGAAGUGUCUAUGUAUCUACCUAUUUUAUCUAUAUGUAUAAAUUAGCGAGUUUAUUUAAAUUGAAUACAAAUAUACAAAUUAGUUUUACUUUAGUAACAUUAAAGCUUUACAUUCGCUGAAUUAAUAUACUUCACGAUAUCACAUCAUUUUACUUUAUUUAA
Diuraphis noxia (Russian wheat aphid) is the source of this 2728-nucleotide messenger RNA. RefSeq names its product nose resistant to fluoxetine protein 6-like. Gene Ontology annotation, molecular function: acyltransferase activity, transferring groups other than amino-acyl groups. NCBI's taxonomy places the organism in Eukaryota, Metazoa, Arthropoda, Insecta, Hemiptera, Aphididae. The record is from RefSeq and is a predicted model, not a curated record.